CUCUCCAUAGAAUAUCUCAACGAAGCUGCUCUACGACAGUUUAUUGACCAGCCCGUCGGCGACAGCAUGAUCUCUUUCCUGGCUAAUGCUACUCAUAACAUUAUUCCCUGCAAAUCAACCCUACCACGGACUAAAUGGCCCCAACUCAUCUACACCAAAAAAAAUAAACUGCCUACAUUAAAUGAGUUUAUUACUCAGCUAGUUAAUCUCUCUAAGGUUAAGGCCCCAACCUUUAUGUCAACAUUAGUCUACCUUAACCGCCUCAAGUCUAAGCUGCGGCAUAACGCUAGGGGCCAGCCAUGGACCCUCUAUGGUAUCUUUCUAGCUGCCUUAAUCCUUUCGGCCAAGAACCUUAACGACGCAUCCCCUAAAAAUAAACAAUGGGCUGAUUACACUCGUAUGAUCACCGACGACUACAGGUUUGGCUUUACCUGCGUCGAGGUCAACCUGAUGGAGAGGCAGCUGCUCUCCAUGCUCGGGUGGGAGCUAAUAAUCACUAAGCACGACCUGUACCGCGAGCUGGACUUUUUCCUCAACCCCCUACGCAUUAAGCUAGAAAAGCACGUGCGUUGCCGCGAGAAGCAGAAG
This is a messenger RNA of Trichoderma virens Gv29-8, 588 nucleotides long. RefSeq lists its product as uncharacterized. Gene Ontology annotation, biological process: regulation of cyclin-dependent protein serine/threonine kinase activity. NCBI's taxonomy places the organism in Eukaryota, Fungi, Ascomycota, Sordariomycetes, Hypocreales, Hypocreaceae. The annotation marks the transcript as partial. The transcript has a single exon. Gene Ontology annotation, cellular component: nucleus; cyclin-dependent protein kinase holoenzyme complex. The record is from RefSeq and is a predicted model, not a curated record. Gene Ontology annotation, molecular function: cyclin-dependent protein serine/threonine kinase regulator activity; protein kinase binding.